Messenger RNA from Mangifera indica (mango), 1625 nucleotides. Its product is annotated as probable serine incorporator. Lineage: Eukaryota; Viridiplantae; Streptophyta; Magnoliopsida; Sapindales; Anacardiaceae. The coding region runs from base 191 to 1468 and encodes 425 amino acids. The transcript has 13 exons. Gene Ontology annotation, cellular component: membrane. The record is from RefSeq and is a predicted model, not a curated record.
GCAUUAAACCAUUUUUGAGUGAGAGUUUCUGUAGUCAAUUUCACUCUAAAGUGUGAACUCGUACUCAGUUUCUUUAAGGGAUUGAGCAAAAGGAGCUUCGUUCACACUGAUCCUCCUGAGGAGUGUUAAGCCUCAAAGCGUGGCUCAGACAACACUUCAAACAAGGAAAGAAAGAUUGCGAAAUUGCAGAAUGAGUAGGUCUGAUGAGGCCAUUGAGGCUGGGGCAGUACACAUAAGAUCAAGCAACUCUGAGAUUGCUCACCACAAAGGGGCAACUCGAUCAUUAGAGCAAAUGAACAUUGGCUGCUCAGCAGAAAAGAAGAAAUCUCUUCGAGUUCGCUAUUUUUAUGGCAUUAUCUUCUUAAUAAUAAAUCUUAUUGCUUGGUUCAUUCGUGACUAUGGGCAAAAAAUUUUACCCCAACUUAAUGAUCUAAAAUCUUGCGGAGCUGAAGGUCAUGAAUGCUUCCAUACACUAGGAGUUCUCCGUGUGAGUUUAGGAUGUUUUAUAUUUUUCUUCCUAAUGUGUCUCUGUACAUGUUAUACACAAAAAUUAUAUGAAGCUCGCAGUAAAUGGCAUACAGGAUGGUGGACAUUGAAGUUUAUCCUUUUGAUCACAUGCUUAGCAGUUCCAUUUUUCUUCCAUUCAGAUUAUAUCCACUUAUAUGGUGAACUUGCUCGUGUCGGUGCUGGGAUUUUUCUCAUUCUCCAGCUUGUCAGUGUGAUUGAGUUCAUUGCAUGGUGGAAUAACUACUGGAUGCCUGAUCAGGAAAGGGAACACAGCUGCUCCCUUGGAUUAUUCAUGUCAACAGUCUUUUACAGUGCUUCUGUAAUGGGAAUUGUGUUAAUGUACUACUUAUAUGCCUCAAAACUGGCAUGUUCUCUCAACAUAUUCUUCAUUACAUGGACUGCAGUUCUUCUCAUAGUGAUGAUGGCUAUAUCAUUACACUCAAUGGUCAAUAGGGGUCUAUUAUCUUCAGGAAUCAUGGCAGCUUACCUUGUUUUCCUCUGCUGGUCUGCUAUUAGAAGUGAACCAGCUAAUGAGAAAUGUAAUGUACAAAAGCAAGUGAAUGGGAAUGGAGAUUGGACCACAAUGCUGGGCUUCCUGAUUGCCAUAUGUGCCAUUGUCAUGGCAACCUUUUCUACUGGAAUUGAUUCACAAUCAUUUCAGUUUUGCAAAGAUAAAGUUCGCCUCGAGGAUGACAUUCCAUAUAAGUAUGGAUUUUUCCACCUGAUAUUCUCUUUGGGAGCCAUGUACUUUGCAAUGCUAUUCAUAAGCUGGAAUCUUGAAAAUUCAGCAAGAAAAUGGAGUAUAGAUGUUGGCUGGGCAAGUACAUGGGUGAAGGUCUUGAACGAGUGGUUUGCAGCGACUAUAUACUUAUGGAAGUUGAUUUCCCCUGUUGUAAGACAACCCAAAGUCAUGGAUCAUCAAGAGCUUAUGCAGCAGAGAGAAGACUCAGUCCAGCCAUGAUUUAAUUGAUAAUCUCAGUUAUUCACUUGUAUUUUGACUGUUCUUUCUCUAUAUUUUACUGUCCAUUUUUCAUUGUGUAUUAUUCAAGAUUCAAGCGAUUGUAUACUAACAAACAAAAUAAUGAAUUUUUCCAAUUGAGAAUGAAAUUUCUUCUAUU